Megalobrama amblycephala (Wuchang bream) is the source of this 4768-nucleotide messenger RNA. RefSeq lists its product as uncharacterized. Bases 547 to 1359 code for a protein of 270 amino acids. NCBI's taxonomy places the organism in Eukaryota, Metazoa, Chordata, Actinopteri, Cypriniformes, Xenocyprididae. The record is from RefSeq and is a predicted model, not a curated record. The transcript is spliced from 2 exons.
UGUCGCAGACAGCAGGCAGAAUAAAAAAAAAAAAAAAAAAACGAUUUGAAACCAUGUAAUUAUGCAUACUUAGGAUAGCAUCAUAUAUAUGGUUUGAAAGGUAGAAAAAGAGAAAUAACAUAUCUUAAGUUGUUCAUGUAUGAUAAAGAGGCCAUGUGUGGCAAGGGGGGCGUGGUUCAGCGAAGUCUGCAGCGGGAGAGAGCGUCAGGAGACGCGGUGAAGUGAGUGGGUUAAGCGCAAAUAACAAACACCUGUCUCUUGUUUCAGUAAUUGGCGUGGAGAGAGUAUUUAAUGCCAGGAGAAACAGGAGCGAGGGAGAGAGAGAAGGACUACUGGCUGCCACACUCCUGGAUACCUGCUGAUUGUCGUGGAGUGAAUUUAUAUCUUGAUUUUUGACUGUUUUGGUGCCUGUCUGCACGCCUUUUUGUUUGUUUUGCACAAUAAAAGCAGCCAGUAGUCACAGCUGACCCUGUCGUCUUCCUUCCUUCCUUACGAACUUUGUUACACUUGUGCCGAAACCCGGGAAGGAAGACGGAAGCCGUUGCCAUGCAAACGCCCGCACCAUUUGAGGAGAUUAUUACAUCCCUCAUGGUCAUGCAACAAGACCAACAUCAGGCCCUGCUGGAGUUAUGUCAAGAUCAGGAGAGGCGGUUCCAGGCCGUCCUCCAAGCCCAGCAGGAGGACCGCGAGAGGUUCCGGAGCUGGAUGGACCGGGAGGUUCGGCCGGGUGUCAUGGACCAACGAGUUGUGCCCACCCACAUCCCACUCCACAAAAUGGGGCCUGAGGACGACCCAGAGGUGUUCCUCGACCUCUUUGAGAGGUCGGCAGAGGUCUGUGGAUGGCCGAGGGGCCAGUGGCCGAUGCGCCUGGUCCCGAGACCUGAAGACCUGAAGAGGGCCUUCACCCAGCAGGUCACCCUUCGAUGUGGAGAUGAUCAUCGACCAAGUGGUACUGGAGCAGUUCAUCACUCGGCUGCCCAGAAGAACAGCCGAGUGGGUCCAGUGCCACCGCCCCACGUCGCUGGAGUCGGCUAUUCAUCUCGCGGAGGACCACAUGGUGGCGUGCCCUGGGGUCGGCGAACCUCUCCCAUCUGCUUCUCUCUCUCUCUUCCAUCUCCUUCUCUCUCUCUCGGCCUGUCCCUUUACCCAGGUCCCAUCCACCCGGCCCUCCUCGCGUCCCGCCCACGUUCCCUAUGCAGCCCAGGGGGGCGGGACUGCCGUCGGCCGGGGUGCACCCCGCUCCUGUUUCUCCGCUCUCUUCAUGCCAGUUUUGUGUGCAAAAAAAUUAUCUUUCACUUGGCAGAAGCUAGUCAAAUUAGGCAGAUUCCAAGAUUGCAGAACAUUAGCAAGCAUGUAUGAAAUGAUCAUCCUCACAAGGUAACAUCCAAAUUUCACACAUUUUGGGUUAAAGGUUUGGUAUUGCAUUUAGUCACCACUUGAUAUCUAUUAUAAGACCUGUCCUGAACGACAUGUAACCUAUACACACGAAAACGUCAUAAGUGGAGAGUUUGUUCGAUGAGUGGAGCUUAUAUUUUUCAGUCAUACUAGCUGUUAGCCAGAGUUUAUUAAUCUGAAGAACCGUUCAACUUUCUUUCCCUUUCACUAGGUUUCAGUGCUGGUUCAAGAGCCACAGAAGCUUUGGCUGCAAGUGAUUGGGGCAUUUCCAGCUGUGGUUCCAGGGAAUGGAAAAGCAAUUCCACGCUCAGGCCGCACUGAAUCCGUCUCUGUCAGUUCCGCCGCCGGUUAUUCUAAAAUCAUUCGGGCUCACGAGCCUCUCCAGCUUCUGAUCAGGCCGACUUUCAGAGAAGCCUGUUAAAAUGAUACAGGACUGCAGACAUUUGAUGAACAACUCGAAGGUGCAGGGAAGAUAUUAAUUUUUCAAUUUGCUGUAAUUAUGUGAUUGCACUAUUACAUUUCUGCUCUGCUUCAUUCCAGGUGCACCUGCAAAUAAUUGAUAGAGCAUGAUAUUAUAUUUACAACUCAUAUUGUAUUUAUAACUUCGAUUGUGAUAUUAUAUUUACUCAUAUUGUGUUCAUUACCAAGGCUUUUAUUGUUUUUGUAAAUUACUGUACAGCACUUAAUUAAAAUUAACUUUUUACUUAUGCAUUUAAUAUGUUUUAUUAUACUUUAUGACCCCACCCUACAAGAAACCAGAAGCAUUCGAAGGUUACAGCUGAAUCUGCUAAAAUGAAAAUAUUAUUUUUUUUUCACUGAAAAAAGUCUUUCUUGGAUUCGAAAUGUACCAGUGAUGUGUUGCAGAAGCCUUUUUGUGGAAACUGUGAUACUAUUUUUAGAAUUCUUUGAUUAGUAGAAAGUUCAAAAGAACAGAAUUGAUUUGAAAAGGAAAUCUUUUAAAACAUUAUAAAUGUCUUUACUGUAAUUUUAAACAAUUUAAUUCAUCCUAACAGAAUAAAAGUAUUAAUUUCUUUAAAAUUGUUACAUACAGAAGAUUUUAUGUUCAGGCAAACAUGUUUACUUAUGCUUUCCUACCUAAACCAGGAAUGUCCAAUCAUGCUCCUGGAGGGCCAACGUCCUACAGAAUUUACUUCAACCUGCCCCUAACAUCUAUACUUGCCUGGGCUGCGUUCAAAAUCGUAAAAAUGCUGCCUUCUGCCAUUGGCGGAUGCAUUGCAAGGUAGGAAAGCAUCAAGGCACGUCUGAAUUCAAUGUUAGCUUCACUUGUGCGCACAGUGUGCAAACACUGUCUGCAAAGUCAUCACCUGGUAGGGCAGUGAGGCAACAAGUCAGCUGCCUACGUUUUGGGACGCAGCCCUGGAAGUUUGAGUGAUUCUGAAGACCUUUAUUAGCUGGUUCAGAUGUGUUUAAUUGGGGUUGGGAAUACAGGACUGUGGUCCUCCAGGAGCAGGGGUUGGGACUACAGGACUGUGGCCCUCACUCUUACAGUUUAAAUGGUUUUAACGUGUGUGUGUGUGUGUGUGUGUGUGGGGGGGGGGGUCUACAUUGAUUUUUAAUGAGACUGGAAGUGGAAAACAGGCAAAGGGAAACAGUUGUGCCCAUUAUUUGUUCUAAAUCCUCAUGGAUACAUUUGCAAAUGGCUGACAAGUCUGACAUUAACUCAAAUACUAUAUCUGGAAUAAGUACUUUUUGUUCCCGUGUACAUAUUCAUGUCAACAGUUACAAUCAUGAUAAAAACCUGCAAGUGCCUGGGUGACUACACCUAUUAUUCAUGUAUGAUUAAGUAGCCAACAUGCUUUACCGCCAUUCACCAAUUCAAGUGCUACUUCCAAUAUCUGUUGGAAGGGCAGCAGUUGCCUAGAAACAGCCGUCACAAUUCAAUCUAUAUUUGUGGUGUUAGUGGUUGUGCAUUGUGCAUUUCAUCAGUUCAAGAUAAACAGAAUGUUCAGCAGCAUCCCAGAUGCUCCGAAGCUUCAGGUGCUGGUCUGAUGCCCCGAACCCCGGGGCUGUGAAGACUAGGGAUGAAAUGACAUGAGUUGAUCAGCCUGUAAUGUUUCAGUCACAGUGUUUACUGGCCCAAGGCCAGUGUGGAAGGAAAGAGAGGAAGUUGAGUCCUUCUUGCCAGAGGCCUCCACCAUUUUCUCGUGUUUGCUCAAACAGGCUACAGUUGUAAAAUGGGGCUGUAAUAAAGAAGAGUCUAGGGAAUGUGGCACAAUAUGGCCGAAUCUAGAUGUUAUUUAUGGUGUUAAUACAGACUUCAGCACUGUUCUUUCUCCCUGUGGAACCUGAGCAGUCCAUGACUCAUAAUGCUCUAAUGACAAUACAGAUUCGAUUGUGGGAUUGAGACUGACACAGUCUCAUAGUCCCUUUGGUAGGAAAUAAGAUGCGUUUCAGAGGAAGUUGUUUGAGAACAUUACAUUCUGUCGUUGUGGUUAAGACCACCAGCACCAUAAACUCUCUCUCUCUCUCUCUCUCUCUCUCUCUCUCUCAAUCUAUCUAUCCACAUGCUUGAAUACUUGAAUUUCAGACACAAGGAUUUAAGGACUGGAAAGUAUGUGAAAACAAGCAUAGGUCCUUGAAAGUGCUUGAAUUAAACAUAUACUAAUUUUUUUAGUAUCAUGGUGCCAUUACAAAAAUUGGCCUUUAUGCACUGCCAAAUUGUUACGUGCUGUGUGUGUUUUGGAUGUUUUUUUGUUUUUUUUGUCUCUGUCAUUCUGUUCUCCGGUUUAGCUGUCUUGCUCUUAGGUCUCCGCUGAAUGGAGUAAACCAAUCAAGUGCCGCCCUGCUGGUUAAAGGUUUCCCGGCGUGUCCUGAUUAGCAGCUCAGUGUGUGUGUGUGUGUUCAGGUGUUUGAGUUAGAACCUGUUCAGACUUUGUAUCUCUUUCGUUAUGGACGUGUGUAUCCAACACUUGAUUUUGUACUCGUUAAGCUUUAUGCUCAGAGUUGUUAAGAGUAACUGUUUAUUACCUUUUGGGGAAACAGAGAACAGGUAAGCAGGUCGCGCGAUAUACAUACUGCCCCCAGCUAUCAAGUGUUAGACACAUCAGGUAAGAGAGGUGAGCGCCCUCCUUGUAAUUUUGUUCUUAGUUAGGGUAGAUUAGGGUAGAUUUAACGCUGAAGAUUUCGGGUUUGCUUUUCACAUUUUUCUUUGGUUAGUAAGUUUAGAGGGUUUUGGGGAACUUAUGAGCUAUAUUGUUUUAUUCUUUUCUUUUCUGAAAUUUGGCACCAUCCUAGUUCCUUUUUCCCCAUUAGUUUAUUUUAUUUUUCUCUAGUUAUAUUUCCUUCAAAGUGCAUUGUAAUAUAGCUCGCACAUACUGUCUAGUGGCUUCGGCUUUAAAUAACUAAUAAAUCA